Molecule: messenger RNA, 2148 nt
Organism: Stylonychia lemnae
Lineage: Eukaryota; Ciliophora; Spirotrichea; Sporadotrichida; Oxytrichidae
Source: the annotation of a GenBank genome assembly
AUGCAUAUAGCUUCAUAGAAAUUGAAUGAAACUCUGGUUCAGAAGGUAACAGACAUGGUAAAGAACUAUGAAUUCAGUAAUAGAUUUUAAAAAGACUUCGAGGGAUUCAGUCGAGAUCAUGAGAAAGAUUCAUAAGGAGAUGAUUGGGAAACCAAAGUUAAUAAGAUGACAGAUUCUGAUUUCUUUGUUGAAGGACUUUUGUAUAGGAAGAAAUAAAGAGAGGCCUAGCUAUAAUUGGAUAUGGCUAAGAGAGAAUAUAACGAGAAGCAUAAAAAUGAGUUAAAAAAGCAGCUCAUAGCUUAGAAAAUAGCGAUUGAAAGGAAGGAUUUCGAUCAUUAUAAUGAUCUUGGAGUAAUGAAUCAAACUAAUUCCGUAGAGACCUCAGUUUAAUUAGAGUAAAAUGAGUAUCUCGACUAGUAUAUUGAUGAUAGAACUUAUCAAGAGAAGUUAGAGUCUCAAGAUUUAAUCAAGAAAGAAAAUUAUGAAUUCAGCUAUAGUGAGUACAAUGACUUUUGGGAAGACUUUGAGGAGGAUCCUAAAUAAAAAAUCCCAGUAAGAAAAGAAGUUGUGAAUGUAAAAAUACAAGAGAAUGAAUUAGAUCUUGAAAAUGGUAAAGUAUAGGAAAAAUAAGCUGAAGAAUAACCCCCUGUGGAAACUACUUUUGUUGAGCUUGAGAAAUAUCCGGCUAAGUUUGAUGAAUUGGAUUAGAAAUUUGAUAGGUUCAGAAGAGACACUUACAAAACGAAUCUUGUUGAUAUAGAACAGCAUUAUAUCAAGAGAAUAAAAAAUCUUAAGAAAGCUGUUAGGAUGCAAUUAAGAUAUGGGAGAUAGUAGGCUAGAGAUAAAGCAAAAAAAAUCUUAACUGAAUCAGUAAUUAAUCUGACAUAACUUUUUAAAAACGAGUUAAAUGCUGUAAUUGAAAGUUUUUCAGGUUUCAGAAGCGAGCUGAGAACUUAAGAUAAAUAAAUUAAUGAGCUUAAAAAUGUGAUUAAGGAAUAAGAAUUCAUAUUGGUGCAAAUGAAUAAUUAUAUUGCUCAUGCAGGGCUUACAAUUGGAUUUGAUUAAGAAAUGCUUAAAAGAAUGAGAAUUGAUAGGAAGGCUAAUGCAAGGAAAGGAAAUACCAAACCUAAUGAGAUACUUUAAUAAUAGAUUGGUACCCUACCUGAGUUCAAUUUCUACUCGUUUUAUGUCAAUAUGACCUUAACUGAGGAUAGAAACCAAUUAAUUCAUUAAGAGAUGAUUGAUAUUAUGGAGGAGAAGAUAAUAGAUCUUGAGACAAGGUUAUCAAUGAAAGAACAUGAAUUAUUCUCAUUUAAAGGGAUGCAAGAAGUAUAUGAUUUAAGAGAUGAUCAUUUGAGAUAAAAAGUGGCAGAGCUAGAAGGAGAGAUUGAUGAAAAAAAUAGAAUUAUUACUGAAAAUUAAAGAAGGUUAGAAGAGGAACUCCUUUUACAACUGAACACUGAAAUAUAAUUAAAAUUAAAAACUUAGAAGUAGCUUUAAGAUUGUUUAGAUAUGACAAAACAAGAAAUGGAAGUAAAUGAAUAAAUCAAGGAUAAGUAACAGAAAGUCAUCAUUUAGCUCAAAUAAGAAAUGAAGGAUCUUAAGACGAUUCUUAAGAUACCUAGGCUUAGGAAUAUGCAUAUAAAUAAGAUGAAUUUCGAGGAACUCCAAAAACUUAAGAGCUAAGAGUAAUUCUACUAUGAAAAUCUAAGCUAAAGUGAUGCUGGUCUAACUGAUGACUUGAAUAGAUUUCAUGCUUAUCUAACAUCUGCUCCUGCUCAUUUACCUUAACAAAGAGGACUUUCAUCUGACAGAAAGUAUGAUGAUCCAACUCUUAGCAGCGAUAUUAGAAAGAGAGCUUAAGGCAUCUUUAGUGAAAGUAACAGUAGCAAAGGAUUCGAAACUGAAAGAGGCUCUGCUAAACCAAGAUUCCCUAGUAUCUUAGGGAAUAAGGAUUCCAUUGUUCAAAAAUUGCUGUCAUAGAUUGACAAGGGUGUUACCCAGAUCAACAUUAAAGAAAUGCAGAAAUCUAUGACCAGAAAUAAUCGUAUUAAAGAGUCUAUGAGUUAUUCUCAGCUGCCUUCUGUGCAGUUUAAUUUCGAUUCUCUUUUAACAACUCAUGAUGUUUCUAAAAACAUUAUCCACUGA